AUGUCCCAGUCCCUCAGAGCGUCUCGCUCUCUCCUCGCCCGCGUCUCUCGGCAACAGGUUUCUUCGGCUUCUCGCCGCACUUUCCUGACCUCCGCUGUUCGUCAGGCCGACCCCGUUCAGGAUCUCUACCUCCGUGAACUCCGUGCUUUCAAGCCCACUCCCAUUAAGCCUGGUGACGCCGAAGCUCACGUCCAGAAGUUCAGCGUUCCCGCUACCCCCAAGUCUCCCGAGGAGGCCAACCUCGCCAAUGAAUUGAAGUCCUACGAGACCCAGGAAGUUGAGGUUGAGGGCCAGGCUGCCUCUGGUGAGGCUGCUCCCGCCGAGGAGAGCUGGUUCGAGGAGGAUGAGGAGGAGGCUCCCGCUGCCCACUAG
This is a messenger RNA of Aspergillus pseudonomiae, 372 nucleotides long. RefSeq names its product ATP synthase subunit H. Lineage: Eukaryota; Fungi; Ascomycota; Eurotiomycetes; Eurotiales; Aspergillaceae. The transcript is spliced from 3 exons. Bases 1 to 372 code for a protein of 123 amino acids. The record is from RefSeq and is a predicted model, not a curated record. Gene Ontology annotation, biological process: proton motive force-driven ATP synthesis.